AUGGCCGCCGGGAGGAGGGUGAUGAGCAACGCCGGCGUCGCUGCCGCGCUGGUGGCGCUGCUGGUCGUGGCGGCGGCGACGGGCGCGGCCGGGUACCAUGUCUGCGACGUGGACACGGACAGCAUGGUGAGCAACUGCAGGUCCUACUGCACGGUGGGCAGCACGGAGGCCAGUCCCAGCGGCGCGUGCUGCGGCGCGGUGCACGGCGGCGACUUCCACUGCCUCUGCAAGUACAAGGGCGUGCUGCCCAAGAACAUCGACGUGAACCGCGCCAUGCAGAUCCCCGGCAAGUGCGGCUACGGGGCGGCCUCCUGCUAG
Molecule: messenger RNA, 318 nt
Organism: Triticum turgidum subsp. durum (durum wheat)
Lineage: Eukaryota; Viridiplantae; Streptophyta; Magnoliopsida; Poales; Poaceae
Source: the annotation of a GenBank genome assembly